Molecule: messenger RNA, 1247 nt
Organism: Phragmites australis (common reed)
Lineage: Eukaryota; Viridiplantae; Streptophyta; Magnoliopsida; Poales; Poaceae
Product: 2-alkenal reductase (NADP(+)-dependent)-like
Exons: 3
Coding region: 108-1175 (355 amino acids)
Molecular function (GO): 2-alkenal reductase [NAD(P)H] activity
Source: RefSeq, a predicted model, not a curated record
GAGAGCUCGCACCGCCGCAGUACGCGCGCAGUAGCAGGUCAGGCGACAGGCGAUCAGCUAAGCCAUCGAAGUCCAAGCACGCGCGCGCCAUCUGACAGGUAGAGGAAAUGGCUGGCGGCGGCGAGGAGACGACAGUGGUGGUGCGGAACAAGAAGGUGGUGCUGAGGAGGCACGUGACCGGGUAUCCCACGGAGGAGGACAUGGAGAUCGUGGCCGACACCGUUCGUCUGUCCGUGCCAGCGGGACUGACGGCCGUGCUGGUCAAGAAUCUGUACCUGUCCUGCGACCCCUGGAUGCGCCUUCGCAUGACCAAGCACGACGACGGCGCCUCCAUACCGGUACCGGCCACAGACUUUGUCGUCGGGGAGGUUUUGGUCAAUUACGGAGUGGGAAAGGUGAUCGACUCGACGUACCCGGGGUUCAACGCCAGCGACCUCGUCUGGGGGAUGAGCGGAUGGGAGGAGUACACCCUCGUCACCCACCCAGAGUCUCUGAUAAAGAUCAAUCAUCCCGAGCUGCCGCUCUCUUACUACACAGGUGUUCUUGGCAUGCCAGGGCACACCGCGUAUGCUGGCUUUGUUGAGGUCGGGAGGCCAAAGAGAGGCGACUCGGUGUUCGUCUCGGCAGCGUCGGGUGCCGUCGGCCAGGUUGUCGGGCAGCUCGCCAAGAUCGCCGGCUGCUACGUCGCAGGAAGCGCCGGCUCCGAUGAGAAGGUCGAACUCUUGAAGAGCACGUUCGGUUUCGACGACGCGUUUAACUACAAGUCAGAGAAGGACCUCGCCGCCGCACUCCAGCGGUGCCUCCCGCACGGCAUCGACAUCUACUUCGACAAUGUUGGCGGCGCGACUCUGGACGCGGCACUGCUGCACAUGCGCCACGGUGGCAGAGUCGUCGCCUGCGGGAUGAUCUCGCAGUACAACCUGGAAGAGCCUGACGGCUUGCGCAAUCUGGGCUGCAUCAUCUCCAAGGCUGUCCGGGUGGAAGGGUUCAGCGUCCGCGGCUACCUCCACGGGUAUGCCAGGUUCGAAGAGGAGAUGGCCGGAUACAUCAGGGAGAGGAAGGUGGCCGUCGUGGAGGACGUUGUCGACGGGAUCGAGAGGGCGCCGGCGGCGCUCAUCGGGCUGUUCACGGGGAGGAAUGUUGGGAAACAGUUGGUGGUGCUCGAAAGGGAGUGAGUUGAAAGUGUUUACCUCUUUUGUAUUGCUAUAUAAUAAAAUAAUAAAGACGUUCAGAUGUCAAGGUAUUAA